Hemiscyllium ocellatum (epaulette shark) is the source of this 4229-nucleotide messenger RNA. RefSeq names its product spalt-like transcription factor 1a (gene sall1a). The transcript is spliced from 4 exons. NCBI's taxonomy places the organism in Eukaryota, Metazoa, Chordata, Chondrichthyes, Orectolobiformes, Hemiscylliidae. Gene Ontology annotation, cellular component: nucleus. Gene Ontology annotation, molecular function: DNA-binding transcription factor activity, RNA polymerase II-specific; RNA polymerase II cis-regulatory region sequence-specific DNA binding. Gene Ontology annotation, biological process: regulation of transcription by RNA polymerase II. The coding region runs from base 128 to 4060 and encodes 1310 amino acids. The record is from RefSeq and is a predicted model, not a curated record.
AGAGAGCCCAUGCACGAUCCCCUGGUAGCGUGCAGCCCGUGCCAGUUCGCCUGUCUCUGAAUCUGGCUCGGAACCUUUGAUUCACGAAUUUGUAAUUUUUUAUUCGCUUGCUGAUGUAUCAACCACCAUGUCGCGUCGGAAGCAGGCGAAGCCGCAACACAUCAAGUCGGACCAGGAUAUAGCAUUAUCCGCAGAGAACGGAACUCCACAAGAAGGGCAUGAAGAACGAAUCAUUAAGAAUGGGGAUGCUCAUGUCUGUGGCCGAUGUUGUGCUGAGUUCUUUGAACUGCCUGAUUUCCUCCGUCACAAGAAAAAUUGCACUAAGAAACAAUUGGUUCUGAUUGUAAAUGAGAAUUCAACAGCUCCUUCAGAAGCCUCCUCUCCAAGAUCUCCUGAAAAUCCUGUUGAAGAAGCAAAUGACAAAAUUAAUAGUAUAAGUCAAGCAGACUGCAAUGACCUUGUAGAGCAUAAAAAAGUUGACCAGGAAGAAUCCAUGGAGGUGGACACUUCCAGCAUCACUAGCAACAACAACAUUAGCAGUUCUAACAGUAAUAACAAUAGUAAUACAAGCAGUAAUUAUCCCACAAUGGGUACCUCAGCUGUCACAACACCUCUACCUCAUAUAGGUGAUCUAACAGCUCUGGGAAAUUUCUCAAUGUUAAACAGUAAUGUGAUCAUUGAAAAUCUUCAAAGUACUAAAGUGGCUGUAGCCCAGUUCUCCCAGGAAACAAGAUCUAAUAGUGCAUCAAACAGUAAAGUUGCUGUUCCAGCACUUAUGGAACAACUACUGGCUUUGCAGCAACAACAGAUCCAUCAGUUACAGCUUAUUGAACAAAUCCGUCACCAGAUAAUCCUAUUGGCUUCCCAAAAUGCAGAUAUUCCACCACCAGUCAACUCUUCCCAAGGUACUAUAGGAACUGCUGUUAAUCCAUUAACUACGCUUAGUUCACAUCUAUCUCAGCAGCUUGCUGCUGCAGCUGGGCUAGCACAGAGCCUUGCCAGCCAAUCUGCCAGCAUCAAUGGUGGAAAGCAACUUCAUCUACCUCAGAGCAGCCCUGGAAGCACUGUAGCUCAGCCUGGCAGUAGUUCUCCAAAAGUAAACACAUCCUCAUUGCCUAGUACCAUACAGCCCUCUGAAAGUGUAUCUACAAAUACCAUUAGUGGUUCUCAGUUAAUCAGUCCUUCAGUAUCAACAGUGUCCACACCAGCUCUUGGAAUUAGCAGUUUACUAAGUCCUGCGUCCAGUUUGUCCAGCUCACUGCUACCUCAAACCUCCACGUCCACUUCUGUGUUUUCCACUCCUCUCUCAAGCAUCGAAACGACUUCAGGAAACCUUGGCUCAAUGUCAGCUCUGGUAAAUCAAAGGAAAGGCAAACCACCAAAUGUGGUAGUAUUUGAGACUAAAAGCAGCUCUGAUGAGGCUUUCUUUAAACAUAAGUGCAGGUUCUGUGCUAAAGUGUUUGGAAGUGACAGUGCCUUGCAGAUUCAUUUGCGCUCCCAUACCGGUGAGAGACCAUAUAAAUGCAACAUUUGUGGUAACAGAUUCUCCACAAAAGGAAAUUUGAAGGUCCACUUUCAGAGGCACAGAGAAAAAUAUCCCCAUAUCCAUAUGAAUCCCUAUCCAGUUCCAGAACAUUUAGACAAUGUUCCAACUAAUACAGGUAUUCCAUAUGGAAUGUCUAUACCACCUGAAAAACCCAUAACAAGUUGGCUGGAUAGUAAACCUGUAUUACCUACAUUGACCACAUCUGUGGGUCUACCACUCCCAUCAACCAUAUCAGGUUUGUCUGCUAUUAUCAAAUCAGAGGAGUGUCAGUCUAUCUCAGUUAAUCAGUCCUCUUGUAGCCCUCCAGGCUCAGUCAAGAGUGACUUGGGAGCAACAGAACCCUCUGUGAAAAAUGCUAAUGAUUUGGAUGAAGUGGAAGAAAGUGCUUCACCUACCUCAAAUGGUAAACUAGAUGAAAACACACAAUCUAUUAAUUCUGUCACCAGCUUGGCUGUCCCUGUCAGUUCAAGUGCAUCUGAUUCAGGUCUAAGUACUACUUCUGCUUUUACAAGCCCACUUAUACCACUUAUGUCAGAACAGUUUAAGUCAAAGUUUCCAUUUGGAGGUCUCUUAGAUACUUUACAGGCGUCAGAAACUUCAAAGUUGCAGCAGUUAGUGGAAAAUAUUGACAGGAAGAUGACGGACCCCAACCAAUGUGUCAUUUGCCAUCGUGUUCUUAGUUGCCAUAGUGCACUGAAGAUGCAUUAUCGUACACAUACUGGUGAAAGGCCCUUCAAAUGCAAAGUCUGUGGUCGCGCAUUCACUACUAAGGGAAACCUGAAGACCCAUUAUGGUGUUCAUCGUGCCAUGCCACCAUUGAGAGUUCAACAUUCUUGUCCGAUCUGCCAGAAGAAAUUCACAAAUGCUGUUGUAUUGCAGCAGCAUAUUAGAAUGCAUAUGGGAGGCCAGAUUCCAAAUACUCCAGUUGCUGACAACUAUCCUGAAUCUAUGGAAUCUGACACAGCUUCAUUUGAAGACAAAAAUUUUGAUGAUAUAGAUGAGUAUUCAGAUGAGAAUAUGGAAGAUUGUCCUGAUAGCAGUGUACCAGAUACACCCAAAUCUGCAGAGGCAUCUCAAGGCAGUUUAUCUCCAUCUCCAUUGCCAUCAGAAAUGUCCAGUAUUGUAGCUCUUGAGAAUCAAAUGAAAAUGAUCAAUGCUGGUCUUGUUGAGCAACUCCAAGCAAGCCUCAGGUCAGGUGAGAAUGGAUCAGCUGAUGGAGACCAAAUGACUAGUGACUCUUUUUCAAUGCUAGGGGAUAUGGAGAGCCAAAGUGCUGGAAGUCCUGCCAUUUCAGAAUCUACCUCUUCCAUGCAGGCUCCAUCCCCAACCAACAGCAACACAGAUAGUCGUAGGUCAAAAUCACCAAGCUGUGAAGAGAGACAGCACAGAACUCUACUAUCAGAUUUAUCUAAUUCAGUGUCUCCAGCAACCACCAAUGGUGGUGCCUUAGACCUGACUUCCAGUAAUGCAGAACGAAUAAUUAAAGAUGAUGCUUUAAACAUGCUAUUUCCCACUCGAGAUCGGGGUAAGUUAAGGAAUACAUCUUGUGAUAUCUGUGGCAAAGCAUUUGCUUGUCAGAGUGCCUUGGACAUUCAUUACAGAAGCCAUACCAAAGAGCGUCCAUAUAUUUGCACAGUAUGCAAUCGUGGCUUUUCCACUAAGGGUAAUUUGAAGCAGCAUAUGUUGACACAUCAGAUGCGGGACCUUCCAUCUCAACUGUUUGAACCCAACAAUACUAAUGUAGGUCCUAAUCAGAGUUCUUCAAAUGUGGCUGCUAACAGUUUGACAUCCCUAAUCAAAACUGAGGUUAAUGGUUUCAUGCAUGGGUGUUCCCAGGACUGUAAAGACCCACCUGCUAGCCUUAUUUCAUCAGGGCCGCUGUCUGCAUCUGCUAUCUCACCUGUCCUUCCAGCACCGCAAAGAAGAACUCCGAAGCAGCAUUACUGCACAGCAUGUGGUAAAACGUUCUCCUCCUCCAGCGCUCUGCAGAUACAUGAGAGAACACAUACAGGAGAAAAACCAUUUGCCUGUACUAUAUGUGGAAGAGCUUUUACCACCAAAGGCAACCUGAAGGUUCAUAUGGGGACACACAUGUGGAACAGUGCCCCUGCGAGGCGAGGACGGCGUCUUUCAGUAGAUGGUCCCAUGGCAUUCCUAAGCGGAAAUCCCAUUAAAUUCACAGAAAUGCUUCAGAAAGAUUUGGCUGUUCGGGCUCGUGAUGGAGACCCUUCUUCAUUUUGGAACCAGUACGCAGCAGCACUAACAAAUGGCUUAGCGAUGAAGACCAAUGAGAUAUCAGUGAUUCAGAAUGGUGGACUUCCUCCAAACCCCGCUAGUCUGGGAAAUGGUGGCAGCUCACCAAUCAGUGGUUUAACAGGGAGCAUGGAGAAGCUUCACAAUACUGAACUUAGUGCACCUCUAGCUGGUCUGGAGAAAAUGUCAGCCACUGAAAAUGGAACGAACCAUAAAUUCACCCAGUUGGUAGAAGACAACAAAGAAAUUGUAUCAAACUGAAGUGACAGUCAACAUUCCAACAAUGGAAGUAAUCUGGGACGUCUUUCAGGCCAAUGGACCAAAGUGUUGUGAGAACACCUUUUGUACAAUGCCUAACUUUUAGUGUUGUAUGAAAAACUUAUUUAUUAGUGAUAACUUUGCUUUGCAAACAAGUUGCAAAUGUAAACUA